GGUUAUUUAAUUUAUUAUUGGUUGUUUAAAUUUCAUCUUUUUCAUGCAUCAAUUUAUAACCGUACUAUAUGUUCAAUUAUACGUAUAUAUCUUUAUAUUUUCUUAUUUUUGUUUCAGACCAUGUGUGAUCCGAUCAGGUACCAGAGAAGUGCACAACAAAUUGGAAAAAAAUCGAAGGGCGCAUCUAAAGGAAUGUUUCGAACUAUUGAAAAGGCAACUGCCAUCGCAAGAGGAGAAGAAGUCUUCGAAUCUUUCGAUACUCCACGCUGCAAUAAAACAUAUACAGAUGUUAGGAAGGAAGGAACGAGAUUACGAACAUGAAAUGGAAAGGCUUGCCAGAGAAAAAAUCGCUGCUCAACAGAGAUUAUUAGCAUUAAAGAAGGAACUCGCGGCUACUUGGGAUCAUAUUGAUUUUAAUACUCUUUUACCGGAACAAAAUUCAGCUGCCGACAUAACAGCAACGAAGAGUGUGUCGGAAAACAUGGACGUUGAUGUAACUGGACUUGCUCGGGGUGGCACGAGGUACAGUAGUACCAGUAGCCUGAGCAGUGCAGCCACAGCGAGUUCACCGCAAACUCUUCAAACCACCAGCACGACUUCCAAUAUUCACAAUCAAGUUGCGACUGCGGCUGUUGUUUGUCAAACGCAAGGCAUGAACCUUGCGCAAAGUUCCAGGGACAGUCCACCUGCGAGUACGAGUCCUGGAACACCUGUACCUAGCAUUCCUACUCCAGCACAGGAGAAAGUUAACACAUCACCGAGCGGUAUAGUGCAGCAGCCUCACCAGCUGCACCUACCCAUCAGUGCUCAGAUGUUGAACACGAGUCAAGGUUUGGCGACGAUCGUCCCGACUCUUCAGCACAUUGGUCCGAGUUUGCGAGUGAUACCGGGUGACACGAGGCAGCUCCUGGUCGCUCAUACGGCGGGCAACAACGAGUCCAGGCCUCUGACGUUGGCCGUGCAAAAUUCUUCGGAUCAAUCGAGGCCGCUGAUUGCUGUGCAAUCGAACACUGGAAGUGAGCCAAGGCCCGUAGCGCUGGUCGUUCACUCGUCCACGGCCAACGACAACAGGGUAACGUUCGUGCAUUCUAAUCUCUCCAACAACGAUAGGCCGUUGGCCCUAGCCGUGCAAUCGUCCGCCAAUGACGUCAGGCCAGUCACAUUUGUGCAUUCGGCAAACGAGGGAAGGCCGUUAGUUCUCGCCACGCAUUCUCCUGCGCUCAAUGUGACGAACGCUCAAACAAGGAUAAGAGCGGGAGACGCACAGACCACGCAUAAAAUGGUCGGUGGUGUGACACUGGUAGGCGGAAAUGGAUCAGAGCUCACAAGACUUCCCGGUGGCGCAGAGUUGAACAUUCUUCCGGCAAAUGGAUUAACACUGAGCCACGCAGGAGUGUCUCUUCAGACUACCACAGGUAAACCAGGCUCUACAGUGAUGCAGAACGCUCCGUCCACAGAGGGUAUAGCUCACAUCGUUGGUCCACAUACACCUUUAUCCGGUCUGACACCGAUCGUCACCCCGAUGACCGUGGUCUCGCAGGGGAACCAAGUGACAGCUCACAUUCUAGCCCCCUCCAGUCUUGCUGGUAAAAUGAUCACCAACCCGAUUCUCAAAUCCGUGGCACAAAUGCCGAUUGUGAACGCUCAGUAUCUCAACACCACGACCUUGGUGAAGCCAGUUGUUGUUGUAAGUUCGCCGUCAACAUCGACGCCGCAGUCGACGACAGCUUCCAGCACGCAACCCUCCUCGACCACCCAUUCGACCGUCUGACAGAAUCAAAAGCGAAUGAAGUCAGUCUGAGAAAUGGCUGGGGACAAUAUCGAGGCAUGGGGUAACGGAGGUUAUCACCAUAGAUCGUUUAAUCGACACGAAUUUACGUUUCGUUGUCAUGCAUUAACCUUCGCGUGCAUAAACAACUCUGUGUCUGAGGAUCACGUUCGGUCAGACACCAUCAGAAGAGACUUUCUUCUCCUGUUCAUGAUACUAUUAACAACGUCGAAGAAGAGUUUCUUAUUUUCGAACUUCGUGCGUCCCUUCGUUUUAGAGGUGUGACUAUCGUUUUUCGAUAUUUUACCGAUAGCUUAUUGAUACUUAGGGCUACUUUACCGGACCUCGAUUAACUUUAUUCGAUGAUUAAUUCGAUCAGAGUAACAAAUCUUUUAACUAUGAUGUUCCUAACAUAACCUUUUCAGUCUGUACGGUAACAUCAAGUAAUACAUUCAAAUAUUAAAAACAUAGUUUUAAGAUGAAAUACAUCAUUAACUUAUCGUAAUUUGACAAAUGUGAGGGCUGUUCGUGAAAUGAUAAUGAAAAGAUAGGUUAAGAACCAUAGAUAGUUAAAUAUUUUACUGUUGGAUGCAUUUCAGUUAGUCAUUGAUUAUUGUUAAUUGAAGUUAGUUGAAGUAGCCCUUAGCGGUAUAUUGAUGAUAUUGUUAAUAUAUUGGUUAAAGAAUUGCUGAACAUUAAGGACAAGGUGACAUAGAGCUAUGUACAUUAAUUCGAUUCGUGCACACCAUGCGGUGAAUUGUGGGACUAACCCGCGAUAACAAAUAUAAAAUUAAAUUAUUGAAUGAUAAAUUUAUUAUUAUAUAAUGAUACCUUAUCACUGUUAUCAAUAUAUCGACUUAUCGAUAACAUUCCGAUAUUAUCGAUAUUUAUCGAUAACGAUACCGAUAGUCACACCUCUACUUCGUGUUUCAAUUCGAUGUUUAAGCUCUUCCAAAUGGCUGAGCCGACUGAGAUGACGUUGAGAAACCUUUGCUCAACUCGUACAAUUGUGCAUGGUACCUGGAAUCUAGAGAAGCUUUAGAGAAGUACUUACCACGUGAAUCGAACACUAAUCAUACAACAUGGAAUUUUUCUUCCUCGGUAGCAAAAGAAAAUUGCUGUAGUGAAACAUUUCAAAUUCUAUCUAUACAAUGUUUAAAAAUGAUUGAUUCGAAUUGUUAUCAAUUGUAUCGGUAAUUGUUCGUAUUCAAUUAUCUAUCUGAAUCUUCUCUCAGAAAUUGACUACAUACAUACAUACACGUGUAUGUUUUAUUGUAUAUAAUAAGACACUAUUUGCACGAUUUUUAAAUUGCUUAUAUGUCGGACAAAUUGAUAUAUACGACUAUCUCUCUAUCUCUCUCUUUGGUACCUUGUUGCAAUUGAAGUUCAGCAUACGAGAUUGAAACGACAGUGGUUCAAGGGUCACGUUAAAUACGAGAUCGGUUGAAAACGUUUUUUGCAUAUUGUUCGAAAAAUCUUGAAAUCGGAUGGAUCACGGAUACACGCUCGUGCUUUUAAAUUAUCAUUGUAAUAGUGGCUGUGGAGAUACGAUUAUAUCAAACUUUGUCGUAACGCCUACGGAUUACUUUCUAAAAUUAGAUCGUAAAUUGAACUUCCGUUCGCGUCGUACACACGGCAAGGAACACGGAUAUAUGUUUGAUAAAAUAUGCUCAAGUAUUUAUUCGUUUAUAUUUAUUCUACAGAACGCAACCGAGCAUCAAGACGUUUGCCUUGGCUCCUUCAUUUUGAUAUCUUUACCGGGUUUAUUUCGAGAUGGAUUAUCGCUUCAAAGCAUUAUGAGAGCUUUAUGAAAGAUGUGUGUACACUCACGUGCAACUUAGGGUCUUUUUGUUUAAAAAGAGUGUAGAGGUUAGGUAUCCUACAAUAUUACCUGAGUUCAGAUUUAUUUAUUUAAUAAAUGACUUGUUAUGUUGCUACAAAUGGAUUGUAGCAAUGAAGAGGUAAAAUUUUGUCAAAUUUCAAACAUAAAGAUUUUUAUGUUUCAAAGUUUCUUGAUUUCUCAAUUUCGAAAUUGAAAAAGUGCUAAAUCUCUCUGAUCGCAUUAGUAAAAAAGUUACAGGUUAUGUGAUCCCUGCACCUACAAUAACCGUUUGUUAAGUGCAUGUGACUAGAGCUCUAAAGCGGUUUGUUAUGAAAGCGUUCAUUUAUCGAGCAGCUAAUAACACAUGUGCCCUUUCUUACAUAAGUACAAUGUAACAUGUAAGGAAGAUUGUGUCUAUCAAUAGGUAUGAGAGGAAAGCUUUAUACGCAUUUAACGAGUAUGUAUUUAUCAAACGGUUGUGCUUUUAAGCAAGAGAAACCUACGUUGCAUUUGAGUGUACACGUUUGUUAGUUCUAAUCGCAGAUACAUUUUUGCAUAAUAACUAAAACUACACGGAAGAACGAACUAAGAAAAUCUUCCGUUCGCGUUGCAAAAAAUCAGAGAACUAUCGUGUACGUGCAAAUUGUUUACCGUACUAUUUAAAAGAAUUCUUUUCUACACGAAAACAAAACGUUUAUAUUUCAUCUCGCGAUGUUAAUCCUUUGCGGUCCAAGUGUCUUCUAGAUACAAGCUCAGCUAAUUAUUAUCUGAAUCUAACCCUCUCAUGUAUGGUGAUUACAUACGAGGAAAUUUAUAUAAAUUGAUAUUUUCAAUUAUUUAUCAAUUAUACAUGCAAUCAAGGUUUUGUUUUUAGAAAAGUAACCAGUUAUUUCUGUUGUGGUUAAUCAGGGUUUCUAAAAUAUAUUUUGAGUGACGAGUGUAAAGUAAAAUUUGUAGAUGAGAGGGUUAAGAGAUUCAUUACAUCAAAAAUCAUUCUAUCAUAGGUUUUUUAACCUGUAGUGUUGAAUCAAAAUAAAUCCGAUGUACAGUGGACCGUAAAAGGUUAAAGUUUCGAGUUCUUUUAUUUGAUAUACUCUAUGCGAGACCGUUAACGGUGUUUAUUAAAACCGCUUGAAAUAGCGGCGUGAAUGAUAAUGAACCAUCAGGAAUACUAAUAAUCGUGAUAAUGUAUUAUUAUUAGUUUGUUAUAAAUGGUUAACUUAUGAAAUUAAAUUACCAUCUAUCUUUGCUACUGCAUGUUUUGAUAGAAUUGAUGAAUUGUACAUUAAUUUAUAAAUUAUAAUCAAAUUUGAAACUCUAAAUUAAAUUGGCAUACAUGUUUUGUAGGACUUCUUAGUCAGCAAACUGCAUCAGACUUCAUCUUUCAAAAUUGGUCAUAUCGUAUGCAACGAUUUAACAUUUAUUUAAGUUCAUCAUGGUACACAAGAUUCCAUUUAUUUAUUUGCAAUUUGAGAGAAAAAAUUUAUCACAGAAGUGCACAAAAUCAGCUCUCUCUCACGAUUACAAGUCUGUAUGAUGAUUUUUAUACUUUCACGUGUGUGCUUCUGUAAUGUGUUACUUUAUUUUCUUCUCGCUAUAAGGUGAAGAAGAGAAUAGAGUAUUUAUAAAUAAUCCAUGCAGAUUCUGUAUUUGCAUUUCAUUAUUCUUUACAAUCACAUUCUUCCUUUUGAAAUCAAUUUGCUUUAUUCAUUAGUACCAAUUAAAUUUCUUGUCCAUAAAAAUGUAAAUAAUUAUACAAAAAAAAUGAAUCGAAAAAAAAACAGAAGUUUAAAACCGGGCCAAACGACGUAAUCAUUUUUAUAUGCGUGCGUGUGAGUGUGCAUGUGACUGUUAACGGUCUCUUUUCAGAUAUAUCACGAU
Messenger RNA from Megachile rotundata (alfalfa leafcutting bee), 5471 nucleotides. RefSeq lists its product as uncharacterized. The record is from RefSeq and is a predicted model, not a curated record. Gene Ontology annotation, biological process: regulation of transcription by RNA polymerase II. Gene Ontology annotation, molecular function: protein dimerization activity; DNA-binding transcription factor activity, RNA polymerase II-specific; RNA polymerase II cis-regulatory region sequence-specific DNA binding. Lineage: Eukaryota; Metazoa; Arthropoda; Insecta; Hymenoptera; Megachilidae.